This is a messenger RNA of Lampris incognitus (smalleye Pacific opah), 4325 nucleotides long. Its product is annotated as tetratricopeptide repeat protein 39A. The coding region runs from base 199 to 1896 and encodes 565 amino acids. Gene Ontology annotation, molecular function: protein binding. NCBI's taxonomy places the organism in Eukaryota, Metazoa, Chordata, Actinopteri, Lampriformes, Lampridae. The record is from RefSeq and is a predicted model, not a curated record. The transcript has 18 exons.
ACCUCUCAUAAGCGCAGCGCAAGUGAACCCCAGGCGCUCGUCGGUUUGUCAAGAGUUUGCCCGACGUUUCCUUGCGGAUGCUCCCGAAUUCCCUUCCCAGUUUUUAUUGCAACAAACCCGGCGGUUGCUUUCCCCCGACAGUUGGCCGAGUUAGUUUUUUAGAGGAGUGUUGUUGGGCACGCCGCCCGGGGCGAGAACAUGUCAAAUGGGAAAGACGCAUCUGCGACGAACUACUCCUCACAGAUGCCCCUGAAAGAGUGCCUGGAUGAGUGCAUGGAGGCCCUGGACCUCUUCCUCAACAACCAUUUCAACGAGAGCCUGGAUAGGCUGCGGCCACGAGCAAAUGAAAGCAUGUACCAUGCUCUUAUCUACGCUACCGUGCUGGAAAUGCAGGCUAUGAUGACGUUCCAGCAUGAUGACAUCACCAACGCAGGAAACAACAUGAAGAGUGCCCAGGAGAUCUGUCAGAGGUUUCGACGGAAAUCCCAAGGUUUAGUCAACAAGUCAUCUGGGGAAUCACUUACUGAAGAGCAGCUCCAUGCUGAAGUAUGUUACGCUGAAUGCCAACUCCAAAGAGCUGCUCUCACCUUCUUACAGGAUGAGAACAUGGUGAGUUUUAUUAAGGGAGGAAUCAAAGUACGCAACAGCUACCUGAUUUACAAGGAGCUGCAUUCCUACAUUGAGUCUCGAAACUCCCUCAGAGGACCCUGCCACAUUCACUUAGAGGGAGGAAUAUCGUUUGGAAUAGGGGCAUUUAACUUGACUCUUUCUCUGUUCCCUGCACGGAUACUCAAAGUUCUAGAGUUUGCCGGUUUCUCCGGAGACAAGGAAUAUGGUCUGUCCAAACUGCAUGAUGGUGCGACAGGGAAGAACUUGCGCUCCAUGCUGUGUGCCUUGCUACUGCUCUGCUACUACACCUUCCUCACAUUCAUACUGGGGACAGGUGAAGGGGAAGCGGCCGAUGCUGAGAAGCUUCUGAAACCUUUCCGGCUCCGCUACCCACGGGGGGCAAUUUUCCUCUUCUUUGCAGGCAGGAUUGAGGAGAUCAAGGGCAACAUUGAUGAGGCGGUGGCGCUCUUUGAGGAGGGCUGCAAAGCCCAGCAGACAUGGAAGCAGUUCCACCACAUGUGCUACUGGGAGUUGAUGUGGUGCUUCACCUACAAGCGAAUAUGGAAGAUGGCCUACUUCUACGCAGACCUACUGAGCCAGGAGAGCCGCUGGUCUAAGGCCAUGUAUGUGUAUAUGAAGGCUGCUUACCUCACCAUGCUGCCACGAGAUGAAGCCAGGCCUUUUGGAGAAGACGAGGUGGAGCUGUUCCGACAAGUGCCCACUUUCAAGCAAAAGAUAGCAGGGAAGUCUCCCCCAACUGAGAAGUUUGCCAUUCGUAAAGCCAGACGGUAUAGGGCUCAGUGCCCCGUCAGGCUACCUGUGCCAGUGCUGGAGAUGAUGUACAUGUGGAACGGUUUCGCUAUGAUCAGCAAGCAACCAGAGUUGACUCAAGGGAUGAUGGAGACGUUGGCAGAAGCUGAACGCGCCCUGCUGGAGGCUCCUGGGAAUGAAUAUUCAGUGGACGACCAGUGUGUGAUUCACCUUCUGAAGGGUCUGUGUCUGAAGAACCAGGGUCAGAUGCAGGCAGCUGAGGAAUACUUUAACAAAGUGUAUACGAGUGAAAAGAAGAUCAAGUUUGACCAUUAUCUGGUGCCGAACGCUGUCCUGGAGCUCAGUCUACUCUAUAUCGACCAGGGCAGGAGGCACGAAGCUAUCAAACUACUGCACAAGGCCAAAAACAACUACAAAGAAUACUCCAUGGAAUCCCGUACUCAGUUCAGGGUGCAUGCUGCCCUGGCCAAACUCAAAGCCGACCCUGGUGACCAGGAAGAAAUAACUCAUCUGUAAACAAAAGUAAAUGUCAUCAUGAUGGACAAGACCAGAUGCCAUGGACUUUCCCUUUCCCACCAUGUUUGGUGCCCAUUUGAAUAUUGGGUGUUCUAGUGGUCUUCAGAACCUUCUAUAGACCCGUUUCCUCAUUCCCCGUGUCUGCAAUGACUCACCUAUGGACAAGAGUGCCAUCUUUUGGAGUUUGGUAUCGCUCUGGUUUUACGUGAUUGGCUUCCAAGGCAGACGCUGGUGUCCAAAUGGAGCUGGGGCUCCGAUUUAACUGCCUUUUAUUAGUCUACCUAAUUUGAGCAUAUCCAUUAUUUUAUGGAUGAGGUUUUUAUCAAUGUUUACACUAAAAAUUAAAGAACACUGGAUCUUAAGAAGUGCACUUUUAGAUUAUCUGUUAAUUGAUUUGAAUGAAUUUUAAAGGCUUUUAUGACUAUAUUGUAUAUUAGUGGGUUUAGUAUAUUGCACUUAAGCUACUACGUGAUUGAAUUCUUUUAGUAUACUGUAGUUCUUAUUAAAAUGUUGACGAAAAUUACAAAAGUACAAAGGAGCUACUCAUGAGCGCUUACUGGCAAGAGUUAACGUGUCCUGGUAGUGUAAAGGAUAUACAGUGGCUUCAGAACGUAUCCAGACCCCUUCACCUUUUGUACACUGUUGUAGGUUUUUAAUGGAUAAAACUGCCAUUUUUCCCCAUCUACACCCAAUAACCCAUGAGUGGAAAACAUGUUUAGAAAUAUGCAAACUUAUUAAAAAUCAAAAACUACAGUAUUCAGACCCUUAAUUCAGUACUUUGUAGAAGCCCCUUUGGCAGCAAUUACAGCUUUGGUCUUCUUUGCUAAUGGCUACAAGCUUUGCCGAACUGGAUUUGGGCAGUUUAUCCCAUUCUUCCCGGCAGAUCCUCUCAAGCUCCGUCAGAUUGGAUGGGAAGCGUCUGAACUGUCGUCUUCAGGUUUCUCUACAGAUGUCAUCUUCAGGUUUCUCCCCAGAUGUUCUAUGAGGUUUUAAGUCUGACCUUUGGCUGGGCCAGUCAAGGCCAGUCAGACUUGUCCCGAAGCCACUCCAGCAUUGUCUUGUCUGUAUGCUUUUAAGUGAUUGUCGUGCUAAAAGGUGGACCUUCGCCCCAGUCUGAGGUCUUGUGCAACCUGGAGCAGAUUUGCUUCGAUGACCUCUCUGGAUUUAGCUGCAUUCAUCUUUCCCUCAAUUUUGGCCAGUCUCCCCGUCUCUGCUGCUGAGAAGAGAAGCACCCCCAUAGCACGACGUUGCCACACGUUUCACCCUAGGGAUGGUAUUAACCAGGGGAUGAGCAUUGCCUGGUGUUUGCCAGACCUAGUGCUGUAAGUUCUGUCCCAGAGUUAAGUUUUUGUCUCAUCAGACCAAAGAAUCUUUUUCCUCAUGUUCUGAGUCCUUUAAAUGUAAUUUGGUAAAGUGGGCUGUCCGAUCCCUUUCACUGGAGUGGCUUACGGUCUAGCCACUCUACCAUUAAGGCCUGAUUGAUGGAGUGCUGCUGAGAUGGUUGUCCUUCCAGCAGGUCUUCCCAUCUCCACAGAGGACUUCCGAAGCUCUGUUAUACCCACUUUCACACUGACCAAAAAAACCCACUACCAUCCGCCUUUGGUCAAUGUAAAAAGGCGGAUGUUAGCGGGUUUUUUUGGCCAGUGUGAAAGGGGUAUUAGAGUGACUUGAGUUUUUGGCUACCUCCCUGACAAGGCCCUUACUUGGUUACUCAGUUAGGCCAAACAGCAAACUCCAGGAAGAGCCCUUAAUUAUUGAGGCCAGUGUGCUCCUGGGAACACUCAAAGCUUUAGAAAUGGUUUUAUACCCUUGCUCUGAUCUAUGCCUCACCACAAUUUUAUCGUGGAGGUCUAAAGAGAGUUCCUUGGACUUCAGGGUUUGGUUUUUGGUCUGACUGACAUGCAAGGGGAAUUGUGGGACCUUGUAUACACAGGUGUUUGCCUUUCUAAAUCAACUUGCCACAGGUGAACUCCAAUUCUAGACGUCUCAGGGAUAAUUAAAGCAAACAGGAUCCACCUGACCACAAUUUGGGAGUGCCCUGGCAAAGGGCCUGAAAACUUUUUUUUGAUUUUUAAUUUGCAAAAAUUUCAAAAAAGAUGUUUUCACUGUCAUUACAGGUUAUUGAGUGUGGAUUGAUGGGGGGGGGGGUAUGGCAAUUUUAUCCAUUUAAAAUUAAAUCAACACAGUGUGCGAAAAGUGAAGGAGUCUGAAUACUUUAUAAAGCCACUGUAUAGCAACUGUUCACUCUUCUGUUUGCAUUUGUCUGUAUUCUGCUCUGGACUGGUAUAUGCACUUUCUAAAGACUUUUGCUGAAUAUUCAAAAGAAUAUUACACCAGUAAUACACCGCUUCUUACACGAUGCCAAAAGUAACAUCCGUCUGUAGGUCAUCAAUGUUAACCUCACCUUGGUUUGGAUGUAUUUAGAUAAA